AUGCACCCAGAACGCCCACGUUAUGUGAUCGACAGGCCGGCGUACAACCUCCCAGACUUCGACAGACAAUUUGAAAAGAAGAGUCGACAGUUCCCUGUUGGAGAAAAAGUCAAGAAGCUCUUCAGAUGCUCCGUGCCAAGACUAAGGGGCUUGUUAUUCAGACAUCUGCCUGUGCUGAGCUGGCUUCCCAAGUACAAAGUGAAAGAAAAUCUGCUGUGCGAUGUCGUCAGUGGGGUCAGCGCUGGCACCAUUCAGGUUCCCCAGGGCAUGGCUUUCGCCCUCCUGGCUAAUCUCCCCCCAGUCAACGGUCUAUAUUCCUCUUUCUUCCCCCUCAUCCCAUAUUUCUUCAUGGGCACUGCUCACCAGAUGGUCCCAGGCACUUUUGCUGUCCUCAGCAUUAUGGUGGGAAUCGAGUGUCUCAGGCUGGCCCCGGAGUCGGACUUCAGUCACUUCAAUGCCACUGUUAACGCUACAGUAGUGGACACGGACAGGAUGAAUGAGGCUCGACUGGUGAUAUCUGGAACUCUGGCCUGUCUCACUGCAGUCAUACAGAUUGGUCUCGGCUUCAUGCAGUUUGGGUUUGUAGCCAUCUAUUUGUCAGAAUCCUUCGUCAGAGGCUUCAUGACGGCCGCAGGGCUGCAGAUCCUCAUCUCUGUGCUCAAGUACAUCUUUGGCAUCAAAGUGCCGCCUUAUAGCGGUCCACUGGCUGUUAUAUACACUCUCGUAGAUAUUAUGCGCGGCUUACCUGAGACCAACGUUGCCUCGUUAGUGUUUGCUCUGGUCAGCAGCGUAGUUUUGAUAGUUGUGAAGGAGCUGAGUGCCCGCUACCGUCACAAGCUUCCCUUCCCCAUUCCCAUGGAGAUCAUCAUCGUGGUUGUGGCCACAGCCAUCUCGGGGCCUCUGCAUCUCCCUGAGCUCUAUCACAUGGACAUAGUGGGAGAAAUCCCUCUGGGAUUCCCAGCACCAAUCAUUCCAACCGUGAGCCAGUGGGAAGAGAUGUUGAGCACAGCUUUCUCCCUGGCAAUAGUGGGGUAUGUCAUCAACUUGGCUAUGGGCAGGACACUCGCAGCCAAGCAUGGUUAUGACGUGGAUCCCAACCAGGAAAUGUUGGCCCUCGGCUGCAGCAAUUUCCUCGGGGGCUUCUUUAAGAUCCAUGUGAUCUGCUGUGCUCUGUCUGUAACCCUGGCUGUAGACAGUGCUGGAGGAACAUCACAGUUUGCCAGCCUGUGUGUGAUGUUGGUUGUAAUGGUCACCAUGCUCGCUUUGGGAGCCUUCCUGGAACCACUUCCAAAAUCAGUGCUCGGAGCGCUGAUUGCAGUCAACCUGAAGAACACACUCCUGCAGCUCUCUGAUCCCUAUUACUUAUGGAAGAAGAGCAAACUGGACUGUUGCGUGUGGGUUGUGUCAUUCUUGGCCACAUUCUUUCUUAGCUUGCCUUAUGGAGUUGCUAUCGGAGUGGGAUUUUCUAUCCUGGUGGUGAUAUUUAAAACGCAAUUUCGGAAUGGUUCAGCAAUGGUUCAGAUCAUAGAUACAGAUAUCUACAAAAACCCAAAGAUAUACAGUAAGGGCAAGUCAAUAACAGGUGUGAAAAUAGUGAACUAUUGCUCUCCAAUCUAUUUCGCAAACGCUGAAAUAUUUCGCCUGAGAGUCAUCAAAAAGACUGAGCUGGACCCGGGGAAGCUUCUCCUGGCCAGACAGAAGUUCUUAGAAAAAGAGCAGAGGGAAAAGGCGAAAGAGGAGAAGAAGGACAAGGAAGUGAGGAGGAGGACACCCUGCUCCUUGGUUAACAUGAAGACCCAGACCAUAUCUCGGCUUGAGCUGCAAAACGACUUUGAUAUGAACAGCGCCGGCUCAGCUGAACCUCCCACGAGUUAUGUGAACUUCCACUGCAGCGACGCUGAGCAGGGCGGGCAGUCGCCUGAACAAGAGCCAGCCAGUCCCUCUGCUGUCACACUGGAGACUCAGCCCAUGCCCUUCCACACCCUCAUCCUCGACUUGGCGGGGGUCUGCUUCAUAGACCUAGUGGGCAUAAAAGUAUUGAUUAAGAUGAAUGCGAGCUACACGAUGCUGGGCAUUAAACUCUACCUGGCUAAUGUUCAAGCCCAGGUAUGUGACGAACUGGAGGCUGGAGGAGCGUUUGAUGACGGCAAUAUUUCCCGUGGUAAUCUCUUCCUUUCUGUCCACGACGCCAUUCUGUUUGCUCUGCAGACCUCUGGAGAGAGGCGAGGCUCCUCAAAGGCAGAAGGAGCAAAACAGGGACUUGCCUUUAACAUUAAUGAGGAGAAGGAUCUGGAACAGGAAAUGUUUUGAUUGCUGCAGUGAAAAGGAGCGGAUGAAAGACACUGAACAUAAUGACAUUGAUCCUGAAGUUUGCUGUAAUUUACGAAAGUCUACUGGCAUAAUAUAUUCUUACAUCUUU
Messenger RNA from Mugil cephalus (flathead mullet), 2419 nucleotides. RefSeq names its product solute carrier family 26 member 9-like. The transcript has 20 exons. Gene Ontology annotation, biological process: transmembrane transport. Lineage: Eukaryota; Metazoa; Chordata; Actinopteri; Mugiliformes; Mugilidae. Gene Ontology annotation, cellular component: membrane. Gene Ontology annotation, molecular function: bicarbonate transmembrane transporter activity; chloride transmembrane transporter activity; sulfate transmembrane transporter activity. The coding region runs from base 1 to 2310 and encodes 769 amino acids. The record is from RefSeq and is a predicted model, not a curated record.